Messenger RNA from Erythranthe guttata (spotted monkey flower), 939 nucleotides. RefSeq lists its product as uncharacterized. The record is from RefSeq and is a predicted model, not a curated record. Gene Ontology annotation, molecular function: nucleic acid binding; zinc ion binding. Lineage: Eukaryota; Viridiplantae; Streptophyta; Magnoliopsida; Lamiales; Phrymaceae.
AUGGAACAUUUGAGCAAACUUGAUUUCACCCCUUUGAAUGUAUCUGGUGAGAACUACGUGAGUUGGACAAUGGAUGUUAAGAUCCAUCUCACUAGUAAGAAACUGAGGAUGGCUAUUGUUAAAGAAAAUCUGAUUAACGAAGCCCAGAAGGCUGAAGCUAUGAUUCUGAUUAGGAGGCACUUAGAUGAGGUCCUCCGUUUGGACUACUCAUCGAUUGAGGAUCCCCAAAUACUAUGGGAUGCCCUGGCUAGUCGAUUUGAUCACCAAAAGACAAUCCUCUUGCCUGAAGCAAGAAACAAAUGGAUUCACUUACGGUUUAUGGACUUCAAAAUCGUUAACGAGUAUAACUCUGAAUACAGGGCCAAGAACUAUACUCAGUUUUCAGAGUUGGUCACAGUUCUGCUCCUCGCCGAGAAGAACCUUGAUCUUCUUUUGAAGAACAACCAGGCUCGAACAAGUUGUACUAAACCUUUGCCAGAAGCAAAUUUGGUCAAUCGAAAUCCUCAACCUUUGCCAGAAGCAAAUUUGGUCAACAGGAACAAUCGUGGUGGAGGCAGAGGCCGUGGGUUCAAUCGUCGAGUGAGGGGACGGGGUAAUAGGGGCGGACAUGUUCCUUAUAAUAGGCCACCUAAUGGUCCCUCACAGUAUGGGCAAAGGGGGAAUAUGCCAAGAGGAGGUAACAAUGCUCGACCUAGAGGUGCGCAGCAGAAUAGAGCCCCGAAUCAGAAUCAAAAUCAGAAUAGAGAUACAUGUCAUAGGUGUGGUGGAACUGGGCAUUGGUCACGCACCUGUCGUGCGAGGAACAUUAUGGAUUGUGGUGUAAAUAACAAUGCACCACCGGAGACCAACUUGGUUGAGAUAGAUGUUCUCAAUGAGGAGCCCAUUACUCGACUCCCAAAUCUGGGCACAUCUAACCCAAUAACCCAGUUUGGAAUAUGA